CUACAUAAGAACACAUCGUAAUGUGGGGCCAAGCGUUCGAUCGCUAAUUAUAGAGCUCAGGGUAUUCCUGAAGAGUCCGACGAAGAGAGGCAUUGGCAACUGAACACCACUUGGAGAGAAGGGGGUUCACUUCAACCCCCAGGUCGAGUCAGCCGGGGGCUUGGGCGGCAAGCAGCACCAUGCCUGAACCUAUGGAAAUCGAUGAGCCGAGGGGCAUCAAACGGAAAACUCCGUCUUCCGCGGACGAAAGCCUGCCUCGUCGGAUUAAGGCUUUGGACCCUGAUGUCGUAAACAAGAUUGCCGCGGGGGAGAUCAUAGUAGCGCCCGUCCACGCUCUCAAGGAGCUGAUGGAAAACGCCGUCGACGCGGGGUCUACGUCCCUAGAAGUUCUGGUCAAGGAUGGCGGCUUAAAGUUGCUGCAGAUUACCGAUAAUGGAUGCGGAAUCAAUAAGGAAGACCUCCCAAUCCUUUGCGAAAGGUUCACCACUUCUAAGCUGAAAACAUUCGAGGACCUGAGUAGUAUAGCCACCUAUGGCUUUCGGGGAGAGGCUCUGGCUAGUAUCAGUCACAUCGCACAUCUCACUGUGACCACCAGAACCAAGGAUUCCGAGUGCUCAUGGCGUGCACACUACGACGGAGGCAAGCUGUCGCCAGCCAAGCCCGGCCAAUCACCUGAUCCUAAAUCAGCCGCCGGGCGCAUCGGCACCCAAAUAUCAGUGGAAGACCUGUUCUAUAACGUACCGACGCGGCGUAAAGCGUUUCGCUCCGUGUCUGACGAGUUCAACAAGAUCAUCGACAUGGUGGGACGUUAUGCCGUCCACUGCACCGGCGUCGCCUUCUCCUGCAAAAAGUACGGCGACCCGGGCACGUCGAUCGCGGUGCAGUCGCAGGCCUCCACAAUUGACCGGAUCCGCCAGAUAUAUGGUAGUGCCGUCUCAAAUGAGCUCAUGGAGUUCACCGCAUCAGAUAACCGCUGGGGUUUCAAAGCUUCGGGUUGGGCCACGAACGCGAAUUAUCACAUCAAGAAGACCACUCUUCUCAUCUUCAUCAAUCAUCGCAAUGUUGAAUCUUCGAAUAUCAAGAAGGCUGUAGAGCAGGCGUAUUCCGCCUUCCUCCCCAAAAACGGUCACCCCUUUGUUUACUUAAAUCUAGAAGUCGAUCCUCAGCGAGUGGACGUCAACGUUCAUCCGACUAAGCGAGAGGUCAAUUUUCUAAACGAGGACGAAAUCAUUCAAUCCAUCUGCGAAAAUAUCCGCAACAAGCUAACGGCUGUCGACACAAGCCGCACUUUCUUGACACAGACCUUACUCCCCGGUGCCCCGCUCGUCGACGACCCAUCGCAGCAAAGCGGUGACUCCCCUUCGACCAAGACCCUAAGUGCUUCGCGAAGAACUCCGAUGCGGCCAUAUGAAAAUAACCUAGUUCGAACGGAUGCUUCACUGCGCAAGAUUACUAGUAUGUUUCCCGCGGUCUCCCAGCCGUUCGGCCUCGGCGUACCGAGCCAAUCCGCACCCGGAAACCUUCAGGAGCCGGUCUACGAGACGGGAAUUCGUGAGCCGACCCGAUGUCGACUAAUCAGCGUGCACCAACUUCGUUCUGCCGUCAAAACUGAUAUACACACAGAGCUAACCGAUAUAUGUGCCACCCAUACGUUCGUAGGCAUCGUAGACGACAAUCGCCGUCUAGCUGCCAUCCAAGCAGGCGUCAGAUUAUUUCUUGUUGACUACGGUCGGGCAAGUUUCGAAUAUUUCUACCAAGUCGGGCUCACGGAUUUCGGGAACUUCGGCGUCAUCAAGUUUCAACCCGCUCUUAACCUCCGCGCUGUCCUGAAAAUUGCGGCGGAGCAAGCGAGAGCCGCGUCCGAGGAUGAUGAUUUCGAUGUGGAUACAGUCGUCGACAUGGUAGCCGGGCGAUUGGUCGAGAGGAGGGAAAUGCUCGUCGAAUAUUUUAGCCUUGAAAUUUCACCGGCCGGAGAGUUGUUGAGCAUCCCGCUUCUCCUAAAGGGCUACACGCCAUCUAUGGCGAAACUGCCACAAUUCCUCCUCCGUCUCGGUCCUCAUGUAGACUGGACAGACGAGAAACCGUGUUUCGAAUCUUUCCUCAGGGAGUUGGCAACGUUCUACGUUCCAGAGCAGCUCCCGAAUACCCUGGGUAAUGAUGAGGCAGAGGAAGAUACGCCUGAUGAGGUCAAGGCGAGGAGAGCGCAAGUCCGUCGUGCUGUAGAGCACGUCCUCUUCCCGGCAUUCAAGUCAAGACUGAUAGCAACUAAAAGCCUCAUGAAGGGCGGGGUGCUCGAGUUAGCAAAUCUCAAGGGGCUCUAUCGAGUCUUCGAACGUUGUUAAACCGCCAGCGGAUAUCGGAUAUAAUUCCGAGUCUCUAAUAAAGAACGCUAGCGCUUCGCCAUGCUUUAAGCCCGAACUAUCUUACGGUUUGCUCUACAAGGCCCUCUAUAGAUUG
Molecule: messenger RNA, 2457 nt
Organism: Durotheca rogersii
Lineage: Eukaryota; Fungi; Ascomycota; Sordariomycetes; Xylariales; Xylariaceae
Product: DNA mismatch repair protein MutL
Exons: 3
Coding region: 180-2342 (720 amino acids)
Biological process (GO): mismatch repair
Cellular component (GO): MutLalpha complex
Molecular function (GO): ATP binding; ATP hydrolysis activity; ATP-dependent DNA damage sensor activity
Source: RefSeq, a predicted model, not a curated record